AUCCGCUGUCCCAAGCUGCGCUGAUUCUUCACUCUCCGGCAGGAAGCACGCUGCGGUCCGCCUGCUGCCUCCCCUCUAUCACCGGCCACCUGCCUCUCCGAGAAUAACACACAGAAACAUCCCAGCAAAACAAGGGGAGCAAGACGAGACAGCCAGGACACUCAGCCGGUUUCUCAGUGUUACUUUUUCGGCUUCCAGCACCCCCCUCUCCUCCUCCCUCAGGAGCGCACUUGGAGACCCGGGUUUGUUGUCGUUACCAGGAGAGGAGAGCUCAGCGACCCGAGCCUAACACAGUGCUGCCUCCCCUCAGAGGAGAUACUUGCAUGGAUGCACCAUGGCCACGUUUGUCUGCAGGGUUCAGUUUCUAGAUGACACCGAUCCGUUUAACAGCACCAACUUCCCGGAACCGACGAGACCGCCGCUGUACACCUUUAGGGAGGAUAUCCCGCUCAUCAACCAGUUAGCAGGCAUCCACCGCCUCCUCAGGGCUCCACACAAGCUUGAUGACUGCACACUGCAGCUCUCCCACAAUGGCACCUAUCUGGAUCUGGAGUCAUCUCUGGCUGAGCAAAAGGACGAGCUGGAGGGCUUUCAUCAAGAUGACACAGGGUCCAGAGGGAAGAAGCACAGUGUUGUUCUACGGACCCAGCUGACUGUCCGUGUACAUGCCUGCAUUGAAAGACUGUAUAACUCCAAUGGACGUGACUUGAGAAGGGCACUGUUCUCUCUAAAGCAGAUUUUUCAGGAUGACAAAGACCUGGUCCAUGAGUUUGUGAUGGCUGAAGGUCUGACCUGUCUCAUCAAAGUGGGUGCAGAAGCUGACCAGAACUACCAGAACUACAUAUUAAGAGCUCUGGGACAGAUCAUGCUGUAUGUGGACGGGAUGAACGGUGUCAUCGGGCAUGCUGAGACAAUCCAGUGGCUGUACACUCUUGUUGGCUCAAAGUUCCGUCUGGUGGUGAAAACAACUCUGAAGCUGUUGUUGGUGUUUGUGGAGUACUCGGAGUCCAACGCCCCACUGCUGAUAGAUGCCAUCACCUCUGUGGAAACCAAGAGAGGAUGCAAGUCGUGGUCCAAUACUAUGGAGAUCUUGCAUGAGAAGGAUGGAGUGGACACAGAGCUGCUGGUCUACGCCAUGACCCUCAUCAAUAAGACGCUGGCUGCACUGCCUGAUCAGGACUCAUUUUACGACAUGGUGGAUGGUCUUGAGGAACAGGGCAUGGAAACAGUGUCCCAAAGGCAUCUGGGCCGGAAAGGAACUGAUCUGGAUUUGGUUGAGCAGCUCAACCUCUAUGAGACGACCCUACGGCAUGAAGACGGGGACGAUGACAGCCAGCCUCCUCCAUCAGGACGCCGGGACCGCCGACGAGUCAGCCUCGGGGGCGGGGACAAAAAGCACGGCCUGGAGAGGAGGCGGAGCCGCAGGGCCUCUCUGGGGCGACCCGGUCAAGCCUCCCCCUGCAACCCUGCGUCCCCACAGAGAGGCCACCAGUCAGCCUAUGGACAGAGAGCUGAGGACAUGAGCGAGAGAGCACUUUCAGGUUUCCUUCAAUCCAUAGAGGAGGAAUGUGAGGGUGAGAUAGGGGAGGAGGAGGAGGAGGAGGAGGAAGAAGAAGAAACUCCAGAGACUCAAUCUGACUCGGAUGAGCCAAAGGGGGCUGGUUCAGUGUCUAAACUGAGCACCCUCAGCCCCGCCAGACAUCUUCCAUCUAAAGUUCACCGGACCACCGUGCAGUCCAUCACCAUCACUUCCAGGAAGGAGAGUAUAAAAGAGGAGGAGCAGAGGAAUCGGACUGAACCACCUCCUGCACCCAUAAUCCACCCCCCCUUAUCUCCUCCCGUGUCCUCCCCUCUCAACCCCCCAGCCCCACCCUCCAUCCUGGCCUCCCUGCUGGCCAGGAAGAGGUCCAUAGUCACUGUCCCGGCUACCAAGGAGGUCAGCCCGCCGUUACGUGGCAGCUCCCGCCCCUCCCCCGAACGCAUGCCCUACCUGCCCCACUCUCCCUUCCACCUCUUCUCCUACGACCUCGAUGAGGAGCCGACGCCACCGGCUCCACCCAAACCCAGCGAGGAGUCACCCAAAACAACGUCUCCCAGGAAUGGAGGUCUCUCGUCCUAUUCCUCUCUCAGCACCCCAAGUACGCCCACCACCUCCAGGCCUGCUUUGGGAGGUCUUCUCUCUUCCUCGUAUCGACAACACCAGGAAUCUCUGGCGGCCGAGCGUGAGCGCCGUCGCGUGGAGAGAGAGGAGCGGCUGCUGAGGAUAGAGAGAGAGGAGAGGAACAAGCACAGCCGUGACUAUGUGGAUAAAAUGGAAGAGGCCAGGCAUGCGCGGGAGGAGAGGUAUAAGAACGUGGAGCGUCUGGCGGCAGAGGAGUUCGAGAGGGAGCACGUCCGGGUGUCCAGGACUCGCCCUGACCUCGGCCUGACCUUCGAACCCGCGGAGUCGUGGCCCUCGUCAUCGCGCAGCAGCACCCCGUCUUCUUUCGCCUCCCAUGAGGACGCAGACGCCGACCUCGAAGCCGAGACCCCCGCCACCCCCUACACCGCCUCUGAAACUGAAGAGGCUGAUGAGUCCAGUGCCAGUGUAGAAACAGAGGAGAAAGAGGCCACUGCCGAAGAGGAGGAAGAACAGAAAGAGGAGGACAUACAGGAGGAAAAACAGGAGGAAGUACAGGAGGAGGAAGCAGGAGAAAAGGAGGAGGAAAGUGAAGAGUGUGAGCCCGAACCGGAGAAGGAGAAAGAGGAGGCGGAGGAGGACAGCGGGAUCCUGAGUGACAAAGAGCGACAGAAUGAGGAAGUGAAUGAGAAGGACAACUGCUCGGCCUCCAGCAUCUCCUCCGCCAGCAGCACUCUGGAGAGAGAGGAGAGGGGGAGCAAUGAGAAUGGCUUGAAGGAGGGAGAGGUGAACGAGCCGUGCGGCAAACUCCUCAACAGCAAACUCUUCAUGCUGGACAUGCUGUACUCCCAGAACAAGAAGCCCAGCGAUGAGGAAGAGGAGGAGGAAGAAGAAGACGUUGAGAAGGAGAAUGAGAAAGGAGAAGGGGAGGACAAAGAAACUCAGGAGGAGGCCGACGUGCAACUGGGCGAUAAGCAGGAGAGCGAACACAAGGCCGGCAAAUCAGAUCACCACUCCAACAUCCGACCGCUGGCGGAGAGAUUUGGAAACUUAAUCAAGGACCUCAGUUCAACCCCCCCUCACCACGAGGUCCCGGCCAAUGAGCCCCCUCCCCCCCCGCCCAAAAAGGAAUCGGACACGAUCUGGGACCAGCUCCUGGCCAGCCCUCGGGAGCUGCGCAUCGGGGACAUCAACUUCACCGACCUGACGGACGAGGAUGACAAAGACAUUCUGGAUGCUGUUUUGAUGGGAGGGUGUGGCGACCUCCCUCCACCACCGCCUCCCCCGCCCUGCAUCCUCCGGUACCCUCCGCCCCCACCCAUGCUAGGCUGCUGCCCUCCACCCCCUCCCUUACUUGGGAGCAUGAGGCCUCCUCAUCCUCCUUCCUUCGGUUCCACAAAUCCAGGGCCUCCUCCCCCCGAGCCGCCACUCUUCAACAAGAAGAAGAAGACAAUCAGGCUCUUCUGGAGCGAGGUGCGUCCCACAGACCCUCAGUACAGGGACUACAAGCAGAGCGGAGACUCGUUCUGGUCCAAACUAGAACCCGUGAAAAUGGACACCGCCAAACUGGAACACCUGUUUGAGACAAAAUCCAAGGAAAUGCCGGUUACAAAGAAAACAGCAGCAGACGGGAAGCGGCAGGAGAUCAUCGUGUUAGAUUCCAAGAGGAGUAACGCCAUCAACAUCGGUCUGACGGUGCUGCCUCCUCCUCGCACCAUCAAGACGGCCAUCCUUAACUUUGACGAGUACGCGCUAAACAAGGAGGGCAUUGAGAAAAUCCUGACCAUGAUCCCCACAGAGGAGGAGAAGCAGAAGAUCCAGGAGGCCCAGCUGGCCAACCCUGAGGUCCCGCUGGGUUCAGCUGAGCAGUUCCUCCUCACUCUGUCCUCCAUCAGUGAGCUCUCCGCCAGACUCCAGCUCUGGGCCUUCAAGAUGGACUACGAGACAAUCAGAAGGUGUGAAGUAGCAGAGCCGCUGCAGGAUCUGAAGGAGGGUAUGGAACAGCUGGAGAAGAACAAAACUCUCCGAUACAUCCUGGCCACUCUGCUCUCUAUGGGGAACUUCCUCAACAGCACCAACGCGAAAGGCUUCGAGUUGACAUAUUUGGAGAAGGUUCCAGAGGUGAAGGACACGGUUCACAAGCAGUCUCUGCUGCAUCAUGCCUGCUCCGUGGUGGUGGAGAACUUCCCUCAGAGCACCGACCUCUACUCCGAGAUCGGGGCCAUCACUCGAUCUGCAAAAGUGGAUUUCGACCUGCUGCAGGAGAACCUGUGUCAGAUGGAGCGGCGCUGCAAAGCCUCAUGGGACCACCUGAAGGUGAUCGCCAAGCAUGAGAUGAAGCCUCAGCUGAAGCAGAAGAUGUCUGACUUCCUCAAAGACUGCGCUGAGAGGAUCAUCAUCCUCAAGAUAGUCCACCGCAGGAUCAUCAACAGGUUCCACUCCUUCCUGUUGUUCCUCGGCCACCCGGCCUACAGUGUGAGGGAGAUCAGCGUCCACAGGUUCAGUAAAAUCCUCAGUGAGUUCGCUCUGGAGUACCGGACCACCCGAGACCGCGUGCUGCAACAGAAACAGAAACGGGCCGACCACCGAGAACGCAACAAGACCCGAGGGAAGAUGAUCAUGGACGUCAACGCUCCUUCUGAUGAUGAAGAGGAGAGUGAGUGUGCUCGGUAUGGCUCCACCAGCACCAACAGCGCCCCGAGUGGCAGUCAGGAGUGUGAGCAGCCUCAGGGUCUGGGCCACACUGAGGACGCUGCAGAGCACGAGCACAUGAAGGCCGUGCUGAGGACCAGCCUCAGCGGCGGAGACAAGGAGGCCAGCGCAGUGCCGGGGCUUCGGACACGGACAAGAUCCCGACCCGGAAGAGGAGGUCGCAUCAUGCCGUCACGGACUCCACCCGUGGAAGACACUUCGAUCUGUGGAGACGACGACGCAGACGAGAUCAUGGAGAGGAUAGUGAGGUCGGCCACGCAGGGUCCAGGAACCAGAGCCCAGCCCAGAGAGAGGAGGAGAUCCAGAGCUAACCGCAAGUCAUUGAGGCGGACUCUGAAGAACGGUCUGACCCCAGAGGAAGCUCUCGCUUUAGGACUUAGCGAUUCUCCAGACGGACAAUAAGAUCUUCCCGCCGCCUGUCGUCAUUUCCGUGGAAACACCGCGACAAUCAUUUUAAUGGACAUCUCUGUCAGCCGCCUGCCUUCGCCUCACUUUACAGAGUUGUAUUCCACCAGUCACGAACCCCUUUUAGGUUUUUUGCCAGCUGCUAAUGUUGCCUGAUGUGUCUGAGUGAUGAAGCUGCAGCCGUGAUAGCGUUUCUUUUUUUUGAAUGCAACACAAAGGUAAAUUCUUCCCGAGGAAAAAGAGGAAGUGAAGAAAGAGAACUGAUGUAUUGACUUGACAAAGAAAAGGAGAUUUCAAUUCAGUGCCGCUGCGUCUACACUGAAUGCAAAGAUUGUUGUGCGUUAGUCUAAGGGAAACUUUUUGCUUGUGAGUUUUUGCAUCUGUGACGUCACUAUUUUUCAUUUAUUGAAGCUGUGAAUUUCAAUUUGUCAAGGUUGACAGAGUUUGAUUUGUUCUCUUAUCCAGUUUCAAAGAGUCCCAGAGAUCAUCAAACAAAGAGGCAAAUGCUUCUGCAGCUGCACGUUUGACAAGUGACGUUUGUGUUGAGUAGGAAUAACAAAGGUUUUCUAUCUGAUGUGAUGUGCCUUUCAUUAAAAAGGGACGGUGCUGGGCUUUCAGCCAUCCCUCCCUCUUGUUACAGUCACCUCCUUCAGAUAACUCACAAAUGUCACAUUCACAGGUGCUGUAUAUCGAGUACGACUGUUUGUUACAAUUUACUUUUUUUAUUUUGGCAAAAUAUUUAUUUGCAAAGCUCGGACAUCUUGCACUUUACUCGACAUUAUUAGUUUCUAAUGCUGAAAACAAUGACUGAUACAAAACAGACAAAAGGAAGUAUUUAUCUCAGAGGAACUGUUUGUAAAGUGUAAAAAGACAAAAAGAUAAAGACAUUUUUAAAAGUUGAAUAAUCUAUUUUGAAGGACAAAUGUGUAAAUGCCCUUUUCAGCUGCCAGGUACUAAGUACUGUAGGAUACAGUGUGCAUGUUUAGUGCGGUUCAUUUGAUGUAUUAUUUUUGUAACUUCUGUAGAAACUUGUAUUAUAGUCUGAGAGAAAAGAGGCUAUUCUGUGAAUUGUUGUAAAAUAAAUGAAAGAUGUGCUCAAAGCUGAAAUAAGCAUUGCUGUGUGCUGGGAGGGGAGCAGGGUUCAGCGGUCACGUUGUACUUUAUAUGAACUUGAAAAGUUUGUGGAUAAUAAUAAAACGUCUCAGCUGAACCAUCUGCUGCUCUCGUGGUACAACCGAAAAACACAGGGAAACAUCGCUGCACAGAUAUAAUUGUGGUGAGCUGAACAUGAAACCAUGGUUCGUACACUUUCACUUGAAAUGCUGUGUAUACACACUCUGCAAUAAAAUACAAAAAACAUUGAGUG
Eleginops maclovinus (Patagonian blennie) is the source of this 6602-nucleotide messenger RNA. RefSeq names its product formin homology 2 domain containing 3a (gene fhod3a). The record is from RefSeq and is a predicted model, not a curated record. Bases 335 to 5233 code for a protein of 1632 amino acids. The transcript is spliced from 30 exons. Gene Ontology annotation, molecular function: actin filament binding. NCBI's taxonomy places the organism in Eukaryota, Metazoa, Chordata, Actinopteri, Perciformes, Eleginopidae. Gene Ontology annotation, biological process: cardiac myofibril assembly; sarcomere organization; cortical actin cytoskeleton organization. Gene Ontology annotation, cellular component: cytoskeleton; cytoplasm.